This is a messenger RNA of Castor canadensis (American beaver), 4590 nucleotides long. It is a transcript of the gene Rtp3, whose product is annotated as receptor transporter protein 3. Gene Ontology annotation, cellular component: cytoplasm. The record is from RefSeq and is a predicted model, not a curated record. Gene Ontology annotation, biological process: detection of chemical stimulus involved in sensory perception of bitter taste; protein insertion into membrane; protein targeting to membrane. Gene Ontology annotation, molecular function: olfactory receptor binding. Lineage: Eukaryota; Metazoa; Chordata; Mammalia; Rodentia; Castoridae.
CCACCUUCUUUAGGGUGUUGCCCACUCCAGCACGGGCCUCCUGGUCUUCUGCCUCACUUCCCCCUUUGGACAUGAGGGUGAAGCCCCUUGGGGAAGAAGGUGGUGGCUCCUCAUUUGACUGGGACCACCCAACUGGGCAUUUGCUACCUCAUCUGGGCAUGAACUGACUGCAUCAGCUUUGGUUUCUGAUGGGUGGAAGAUUAACUUGGUUUCUCCAUUCUCCCACUUAUGGUUCACAGCCUGGGACAGCUGAGUGACUGCGAAACACCACCCCACCAAGACUGGACAUGAAUGAGGACUUAGAGGGCACAGAGCAGGGAUUCGGGAUCCUAGAGAGAUCUUCCAAUGGCCAUGUCCUUCCUCUCUGGCUCUCUCCUCCCUCCAUAGGAGCACAGCAGUCGCACGAAUAAGGAUUUUCAAACAUUAAAACCGGAAAGAGCAACGUCAUCCCCUCUACACUAUUGCAGAGGCUCUGGAGGUAAAAGGUAUGUUCCAGGUUAAAGAUGGAUAGACAGCAGAGCCAGACUGAAAUUCACUCUUGAUUUAGAUUCUAGAGUUCUCUUCUUUGGUGUGUUUUGAUAAAUGAAACCACAAAGUCUGCAUCUUUUGAAUCUUUGGAUCUACUGCUAUUCUCUGAACUUGGAAACAGAUUCAACUGACCUUUGUCCUUAGGACAGAGACCUGGUCCAUGGUCACAAUCCAGGUUUUCAAAGGCAGAGCUAACCUGAGCCCUUGCACUCUGAAGUGGACACCCUUAUCUGCUGCUGUAGACCUGUCAGGGUCCAGGGGACCCUGACCCACCCAGGCUCACCAUGGCAGCAGAGAUAGACCAGAACAUGGAGGUGUGGAAGCAAGUGUUCCAGGAGCUAAUUCAGGAGGUGAAGCCAAGGCACAAAUGGACCAUCACAUCAGACAAGAGCCUUCUUCCCAAUGUCCUGGAUCCAGGCUGGAUGCAAUACCAGCAGUGGACCUUUGCCAGGUUCCAGUGUUCCUCCUGCUCUCGCAGUUGGGCCUCUGCCCAGGUCCCCGUCCUUUUCCAUAUGCACCGGCAUGAGAAGAAGCGCAGGGGCCAGGUGAAGAUGAGGGUGUUUGCCCAGAGAUGUAAGAAAUGCCCCCAGCCUCUGUUUGAGGUUCCUGAGUUCACACAGGAAAAUAUCACAAGGAUCCUGAACAACCUGGUGUUCCGAAUCCUGAAGAAAUGCUACAGAGAGGGAUUCACGCUGACAGAGGAGAUUCCUGCAAUCAAGGAGACGGGUCUUAAAGGACCACAUGACAGUUACAACUGUGAGGCAUGUCUGCAGGGCCUUUGUGCUCUGAGAGGGCUAAACCCAGCCACUCAGUCACAAGUGUCCCCAUCAUCACCCAUUCCUUCUAAGGAUACUGGGGAGCCCAUUAUCACUGAUACUUGUAUCCACCUCCCCUGCUCACAACCAUCCUCUAAAAAGGACAAGCUGCUUGAGUCAACAGUGAACCCAAAAGUUCCUAAGCUCCCCAAGGCUGCCCCUAAGGUCAACCAUACUUCAAAAUCAUCAACUGCUCCAACAUUUACAACCCAACAAAUACCAUGCACAUUAACAGUGAACCCCGAAGUCCCUAGCCCCCCUAAGGCUGACCCCAAAGUCAGCCACACAUCCAAAUCAUCAACUGCUCCCACAUUUUCCACCCAACGGAUACCAUCUUUGUUAAUAGUGAACUCCCAAAUCCUUAACUCCAAGCCUGACCUCAAGGUCAGCCACACCCAAAAACCAUCAACUGCUCCCACAUUUCCCACCCAACAGAAACCAGCUUUGUCAAUAAUGAACCCUAAAGACCCUAACCUCCCCAAGGCUGACCCCAAAGUUAGCCAUACCUCAAAACCAUCAACUGUUGCCACAUUUACAACCCAACAGAUGCCAUCUUUGUCAAAAGCAAACUCCCAAAUCACUCACCCCAAGACUGACCUCACAGUCAGCCACACCCCAAAACCAUCAACUGCUCCCACAUUUUCCACCCGAUACAUACCAUCAAUAGAGAACCCCAAAGUCCCUAACCCCAAGAUCAGCCACACCCCAAACCCAUCAAAUGCUCCAGCAUUUUCAACUCAACAGGUGCCACCAAUGAGCUUAGCUGCCCAUUGCUUGACCACUCAAAUGCCUUCUUCCACAAAUUGUAACACAGCAGCAGAUGCACCAGCCAGGAACAAGAGGCCAAAGACAAGAAGGUCAUCGUUCUCAUCCUCCUUACCCGUUGAGCCCACGUGGAACAGGAGCCCCAUCACUUGCAGCCCAACGGCAAACACCAUUUCUCAGGUGGAGAGGAGCAUCCAGAUCGACCUGUCACCUGAGCAUUCCCGUUCCUGCACCCCCUCACACAGCACAUGCAGGAGAUUCUACACUUGCUUCUGUUGUCUCAUUCUAAUCCUUACUGUCACUGCCAUUGUGGUGAUUGCUUUAAAAGCUAUUCUUUGAGCUGGGAAAACCAUAUACUAAGUGAAAAUGAACCAGAGACAUAAAAGGUCACAUAUCAUAGGAUCCCAUUGCUAUGGAAUCCACAGAGGCCAGAAGCAGGUGGCUACCAGGGGCUGGGGGAGGAGGGAGAGCAGGAAGUAACUACUUAAUCCAUAUGGGUUGUUUGGGGGGAGUUCAUGAAAAUAUUUGGAAUGAGAUCGAGAUGGUGGUUGCACAAUACUUACAAUGUACUAAAAACCAUUGAAUUGUUCAUUUUAAGACAGUUAAUUUUCUUAUGUGACUCUCACCUGAAUAUAUAUAUUUUUUGAAUGCUACAGUUUUGUUCAACCUUGACAGAACUGAGUCUGAAGUGUUUAGGAGUCAGAACCAUUUGGAAAUCUUCUGAAACCUGGAGGCCUCCUCACCAGCAAAUUUUGCACAGACCUUCUGGUGUUGGUCUGGGACAGUUUGUAGUGGAAGCCUUAGGCUGACAACCUGGGUUCUCAAACAAUGGUCUCCACAGAAAGACACAGAGCUAAGGGAUGAGGCAGAACAAGACGCUGGGGAGGGAGAUAUAUCCUUAAAGUUCAUUUAACUUUUCUUUUAAGCUACAUUAUUUCUUGUAGUAUGUUUAUGCUGUAUGCUGAUGUGUUUAAAUGAAUACAUAGAUAUGCAUGUGAUGAAUGAAUAAUAAGUAGGCACACAUUUGGAGUGCACAUUCGGUGUCUUUUAUUAACUAUAUUACGCAAUCAGAAAUAUUGGUGAAGAGCAUGUUACCCAUUUGUCUUUUCUCUCCUCAUGAGUAGUAAUUUGUGAUCCUAGCUCACUGUUUCUGAAACUGCAAAAUAUGUGUUUAGCUCAUAUGGAACAAUAAAAGAUCAAGACUUGAUAAGCAAGUUAAGAAAAGAUGGUUACAUGGAAUGUCUUAUCUUAGCAGACAUCACUACUGCUAUAAUUAAAACACAGGAUGCCAGUGUGGGGACAGUUGACUUAGCAGAGCAAGCCAGACCCAAGAGCCAGCAUCAGCUGGUGUGGAGCGGAGGACAGGCAGCAGACUGCUGCAGGGCGCCCCUGCAAGACAAUGUCCCUGAGGGGGCUGGCUGGUUUGUGUGUGAAGGAUCCUGUUGAGACAUGAGUUUAGUCCUAGAUAGGCUCUUUCUGGUCUCUCGCGUUUCCCCUUGCCAGCAGGUUGUGUAGCCCUAGGAUGUUUUUAUGGUGGUCUCAUCUGGAACCCAGGGGUGUUUACCAUAGCCCCCAUCAUCCCCACCUUACUAUACUUUCACUCCAAUUUCUGACUUCUUAGCACCAUGUGGCUGCCAAAAUUCCUGCUCCAGCCUUUAGUCUCCUCGUGGCUGCUUUCUUUUUUUCUUAAAAAAGUACCCGGAUCUUGGAAAUUAGCCAAUUGACUGAAUGGAAAAUCAAAUCAGAAUUUGGGGCCUCUUGUCUGCAGUUCCCUUCUCUCUGGGAAUUUCACCUUCAAAUUCCAGGUUGCUAAGACAACCUCAAAUUGUGACUUGUGUCUCCUUUCUCAAAUAAAACUCCACUUUCUGCUUUGCUUUAACUCUGGGCUGUAAUUUAGGAACGGGCCUCCUGAGGUACGUGUGACUCACCUCAUGUGCCACCCCUUCUUAGAACCUGUCACUUUCGUGCUGGUUGCUCUCCGAGGCCUUUUAAUAUUUGUUUUGUUUUGUUUGUUUUUGUCUAGCCUUUUGAGGCUGUUUUUGGUAGCAGGAUUGACCCAACCUACCCAUGAUCAGAAUCAGAAAGCAUUUUGGAGUUGUUCUGCAAAAUCUGGAUAGGGCCUUCGAAUUCCUCACCAAAACAGAUUAUUGCCAUCUCCCCCAGGAGCAACAGAGAAAACUACAUUUCCCUGCUUCCUCUCCCAUAAACAUCUUCCUCUAGGGCAGUACUGCCUCAGAGACAAAGUGCCAGCCGCACACGGAAUUUAUUUUUGUGUUUUGAGAUUGGGUCUGUGUAGCCCAGGUUGGCCCUAAGUUCUUGAUCCUCCUGCCUUAGCCUCUCAAGUGCUGGGAUUAUAGGCGUGUACCACUAUGCCUGUCUGAAAGUAAUUUUUAUAACCCAUUUUAAAACCUCAAGGUAUGGAAAAUAUUAUUUUAACAUGUAAUAAAGAUCAAAAUUAUUUUUGGUGGUACUAGGGCUUGAA